GACCAGCCUGUUUCUCAGUGUUCGUGUCAAUGGCGCAGUGCGGCAAUGGCCGCUUCCAAGGUUCCACCACUCCUCCACCCGACGCCUCCCUUCCAGCCAUUAGCACAUGAGAUCCACCUCUCGCGCCGCGCUCUCCCCGAGUCCCGAUGUCACGGGGGCCUCCCGCGUUGGCGGCUCCGGCCAACUCCACGUUCUCCCACCUCUUCCAGCUCUGCGCCCGCGGCGGCCGCGCUGCCCUCGACGCCGGGCGCGCCGCGCACGCGCGCAUGCUCGUGUCCGGGUUCGUCCCGACAGCCUUCGUCUCGAACUGCCUCCUGCAGAUGUACGCCCGCUGCGCAGACGCCGCAUGUGCUCGCAGGGUGUUCGACGCGAUGCCCCACAGGGACACCGUCUCGUGGAACACCUUGCUCACCGCGUACUCGCACUCCGGGGACAUCACGACCGCGGUAUCACUGUUUGAUGCAAUGCCGAAUCCGGAUGUCGUGUCAUGGAACACGCUGGUCUCAAGCUAUUGCCAGCAUGGCAUGUAUAGCGAGUCGGUGGCCCUGUUUCUGGAGAUGGCUCGCUCUGGUGUUGCCUCCGACCGGACAACAUUUGCUGUCCUUCUAAAGUCGUGCGGUGCUCUGGACGACUUUGCACUCGGUGUGCAAAUUCAUGCAUUGGCGGUGAAGGCAGGGUUAGAUAUUGAUGUCCGGACUGGGAGUGCUCUCGUGGACAUGUAUGGCAAGUGCAGCAGUUUGGAUGACGCAUUGUUCUUCUUUUAUGGAAUGCCCGAGAGGAACUGGGUCUCGUGGGGUGCAGCCCUUGCUGGGUGCGUUCACAAUGAGCAGUACACUCGUGGGUUGGAGCUGUUCAUGGAGAUGCAGAGGUCAGGGAUGGGGGUGAGCCAGCCGGCUUAUGCGAGUGUCUUUAGAUCCUGCGCAGCAAAAUCAUGUCUGAGCACUGGUAGGCAGUUACAUGCACAUGCCAUAAAGAAUAACUUCAGUAUUGACCGUAUUGUUGGGACAGCUAUUGUGGAUGUUUAUGCUAAGGCUAAUAGCUUGGUGGAUGCUAAAAGGGCAUUCUUUGGGUUGCCCAGCCAUACAGUGCAAACGUGCAAUGCCAUGAUGGUUGGGCUUGUGCGCGCAGGGCUUGCAAAUGAGGCCUUGGAACUGUUUCAGUUCAUGACCAGGUCAGGCAUUGGUUUUGAUGCAGUCAGUUUAUCGGGUGUCUUCAGUGCUUGUGCAGAGAUUAAGGGGUAUUUAAAAGGGCUACAAGUCCACUGCUUAGCAAUGAAAUCAGGUUUUGAGACGGACAUCUGUGUCAGAAAUGCAAUUCUUGAUCUGUAUGGAAAGUGCAAAGCAUUGGUAGAAGCGUACUUUAUCUUCCAGGAUAUGGAGGAACGAGAUUCAAUCUCUUGGAAUGCUAUUAUUGCUGCUCUUGAGCAAAAUGGGCGCUAUGAGGACACCGUAGUUCAUUUUAAUGAGAUGCUGCGCUUUGGUAUGGAACCUGAUGAUUUCACAUAUGGUAGUGUCCUUAAGGCUUGUGCAGCUUUACAAUCUUUGGAGUUUGGUUUGAUGGUACAUGACAAGGUUAUCAAGUCAGGACUUGGUUCAGAUGCUUUUGUAGCUAGCACUGUUGUUGACAUGUACUGCAAAUGUGGUAUGAUGACAGAUGCUCAGAAACUCCAUGACAGAAUUGGGAAGCAAGAACUUGUUUCAUGGAAUGCCAUCAUGUCAGGAUUUUCACUGAACAAACAGAGUGAGGAUGCCCAGAAAAUCUUCUCACAGAUGUUAGAUAUUGGACUUAAGCCUGAUCAUUUCACCUAUGCUACAGUUCUUGACACUUGUGCUAACCUAGCUACCAUUGAGAUCGGGAAGCAGAUCCAUGGUCAGAUAAUUAAGCAAGAAAUGCUGGUAGAUGAAUAUAUAUCCAGCACCCUUAUAGACAUGUACGCCAAGUGUGGGUACAUGCAAGACUCACUGCUAAUGUUCGAGAAGGCACAGAAACGGGAUUUUGUGUCAUGGAAUGCUAUGAUAUGCGGCUAUGCGCUCCAUGGUCAAGGAGCAGAAGCACUCAAGAUGUUUGAUAGGAUGCAAAGGGAGGAUGUGGUUCCGAACCAUGCAACUUUCGUUGCUGUGCUCCGGGCUUGCAGCCAUGUUGGUCUGCUGGAUGAUGGAUGUUGUUACUUCCAUCAGAUGACCACCCGCUACAAACUGGAACCACAACUGGAGCACUUUGCUUGCAUGGUUGAUAUACUAGGACGGUCAAAGGGACCGCAGGAAGCUCUGAAGCUUAUUGGCACCAUGCCUUUUGAGGCGGAUGCAGUCAUCUGGAAGACUCUCCUAAGCGUUUGCAAGAUCCAUCGCGAUGUUGAGGUGGCUGAACUUGCUGCCGGCAAUGUUCUACGACUGGAUCCUGAGGAUUCUUCAGUUUACAUUCUUCUGUCAAAUGUAUAUGCAGAAUCAGGGAAAUGGGCUGAUGUUUCUAGGACAAGAAGGUUAAUGAAGCAGGGAAGGCUUAAGAAGGAACCUGGCUGUAGCUGGAUUGAGGUGCAAAAUGAGAUGCAUGGAUUCCUUGUAGGAGAUAACGUCCAUCCGAGAUCGAGGGAGCUGUAUGACAUGCUGCAUGAUUUGAUUGAUGAGAUGAAACUGUCUGGAUAUGACCCUGAUUUAGCUUCUUUUGCUGAGGUUGACGAAGAGGGCAGUGCAUCCGAGCAAGAUGAUUUACUUGGAAUGGUUGGUGGCUAGUCAGUCCUGUAUUGAGGUUCCAAUCUACUAUUUUAUUACAAAGCUCUGAACUUAAUCUCCCCUGCAGCUGAGACAGUGAUACUGCAAAAGAUGCUCAGGCAGAACUCUGAAGCUGUUUUCCCUGGCAUGUCACUGUACCGUAAAAUGGUUUUGUUGAUCUCAUGAGUGUAUGAAAUUCACCAACGUUGGAAGACAAACUGGUGCACAUAUUUUGCUAUAUAUAUGACAGACUUGGCAAUUGUGAUUCUUUCCGCCAUUUAUGCUGGUACAGGCUUGUAUAAAGGCACUUGACCAGAUGCAGCAGAAGACUUUCUGAUUAGGUUGAGCGAGGUUAUUUGUCAUACAGUUUCUCUAAAGCAGAAUCCGAGGAUAGUAUUUGAUAUGCUUGUGCACCAGACGUUUUGACAAGAAGCUUGGGAUUACAACAAGGGAAGUCAAACUUUCCAGAAGAUGCAAAGGUCCGUCUAGCAAGCAUUAUCCAGUGCUAAAUGUACUGAAGAGAGAAUGUGGCAAUAGAGAUCAAUAUAUACACUCAGUUGUUUGCUUAUCCAAGAAGAACCAGUUAAGAAGCCGAGAGGGAACACUUCCCAAGCACUUCAGAUGCAAUUAACACUGAUGGUCAAGGAUUAAUGUCAUGUCUGAUGUGACAAAGGUAACUCAUCCAUCAUUUGUUAGUGAGACGCCAUAACUAAAUUGAUGAUUUUUUCCCUCUAAUUUGUUGGGGAUGCUCUAUGAAAAUUUAGUGUUCAGAGCAGUUGUUCCCAUGCUUUAGUUCCGAGCCGAAACAAGAUUCAGUUAGUUUGACUACCAAAAAAAAGUUUCACUUAGUUUUGUUAUAAUAUUUCCAUCAGAUACAUAUGAUUGCAGUUAUUAAGUCCAUUCCACAUUUUUUGUCAUACAUAGUUGCAAUUUAAAGAUGGCCAUUUGGUCGUUAAUGCAGUUUCAAAUUAAAAGUGGAGGUUAUUUGUAUCGAUUCCAAGUUCCUAACGGAACAUAGCUCCCCUUUAUAGACAACUUCUAUAGAUAAUAUGUAACUUCAACAUUGGUGAGGAUGAUUCUUCAUAUAUGCAGUGCUAAGUAUCAAGACACCUGAAUAUCAUUGAAAUAUAUUGCAACCCUUUCCCGUGUCAGCGCACGGGUAUCAUCUAGUAGUAAAUAUCAGGCGCUGCAUAUGUAUGCUGGGGGUAGAGAUUCCAGUGAUUGAAAUUUAGUUGUAUGCCUGCAUUCAGUGUGUCAAACAUCACUCUAGAUGGCUAGUCUGCUAUAAUUAGUACUCCCUCCGUUCACUUUUAUAAGACGUUGUAGACAUUUCAGACAGCAUGCAAAACAGCUCAAUUUCAGUUGUCUGAAAUGACUUAUAAAUGCGAACGGAGUACUAAUCCUGAUGUUUGACAAACAAUCAUGCACUUGCCUUCCGAAUGACUUGGCCUUCACUUGCCCUUCUCGCCCGUGUAGCUUACAUGGCCCAGGGCUACAUCUUUUCUAUCUUUCUUUCUGUUUCCCCCUUAUAGAAGUUAAAAAUGGAGGUAAAGUGGAGGAAAAUCUGCGUAUUGCGAAGCAUUGAAAAGCACCCGGCGAGCAAUGAUCAGUCAGACGGUUACAAGUAACAAGAAACGAGCAGGGAAGCUACAAACACGUUCACUGACAGUGGCACAAGCUCUGGCAAGGUCUACCAAGCUGAAUGUUGAUUCUGCUUUCCAUUUGUGAUCAGCUGGGGGAGGUUGGGGGUAAACAGGAGCAGUUCCACGACACUCGCUUCAUGGUUCCUGGCUGGAGGAUCCACCAGAUUUUCUUGUAGUAUCAGUCUUGGUAAGUUACCCUGCUUGGUAGAUAAUGAAGUCCAUUUGCUGUCAAAAAGGAAAAAAGAACUGCUGCACAGAAAGCUCGCUAGAUUCAUUACUGAAUCAACUGUAGAACGACCGUAAUGCAUACUACUACAUCCGUCACAUUUAUUAUGGGACUGAGGGAGUACCAGUUACAU
Messenger RNA from Triticum dicoccoides, 4710 nucleotides. RefSeq names its product pentatricopeptide repeat-containing protein At3g02330, mitochondrial-like. The transcript has 4 exons. Gene Ontology annotation, biological process: RNA modification. The coding region runs from base 147 to 2729 and encodes 860 amino acids. The record is from RefSeq and is a predicted model, not a curated record. Gene Ontology annotation, molecular function: protein binding; RNA binding. NCBI's taxonomy places the organism in Eukaryota, Viridiplantae, Streptophyta, Magnoliopsida, Poales, Poaceae.